GGCAGGGCUGCGGGCGCCGGCGAGGGCAAGGUGGUGUGCAGCAGCCUGGAGCUCGCGCACGUCCUGCCUCCGGACACGCUGCCCAACCGCACGGUCACCCUGAUUCUGAGUAACAAUAAAAUAUCGGAGCUGAAGAAUGGCUCGUUUUCGGGGUUAAGUCUUCUUGAAAGAUUGGACCUCCGAAAUAAUCUCAUUAGCAGUAUAGAUCCAGGCGCCUUCUGGGGGCUGUCGUCGCUGAAAAGAUUGGACCUGACGAACAACCGAAUAGGAUGUCUGAAUGCAGACAUAUUUAGAGGACUCACCAAUCUGGUUAGACUAAAUCUUUCAGGGAAUUUGUUUUCCUCAUUAUCUCAAGGAACUUUUGAUUAUCUUGGCUCGCUACGAUCUUUAGAAUUUCAGACGGAGUACCUCCUGUGUGAUUGCAACAUCUUGUGGAUGCAUCGCUGGGUGAAGGAGAGGAACAUCACCGUGCGGGACACCAGGUGUGCUUACCCCAAGUCCCUGCAGGCCCAGCCCAUCACAGGUGUGAAGCAGGAGUUGCUGACGUGUGACCCUCCCCUCGAAUUGCCGUCAUUCUAUAUGACUCCAUCUCACCGCCAAGUUGUCUUCGAGGGGGACAGCCUGCCUUUCCAGUGUAUGGCCUCGUACAUCGAUCAGGACAUGCAGGUGCUCUGGUAUCAGGACGGGCGAAUCGUGGAAACGGAUGAAGCUCAAGGCAUCUUUGUUGAGAAGAACAUGAUUCACAACUGUUCGCUGAUCGCAAGUGCCCUCACCAUCUCUAAUAUCCAGGCUGGAUCCACUGGGAAUUGGGGCUGUCAUGUCCAGACUAAGCGUGGGAACAAUACGAGGACAGUGGACAUCGUGGUCUUAGAAAGCUCUGCCCAGUACUGUCCUCCAGAGAGGGUGGUGAACAACAAGGGUGAUUUCAGGUGGCCCAGGACGCUGGCGGGCAUCACCGCAUAUCUCCAGUGCACACGAAACACCCAUGCCAGUGGCAUCUACCCUGGGAACCCGCAGGAUGAGAGAAAGGCUUGGCGCCGAUGCGACCGGGGUGGCUUUUGGGCCGAUGAUGAUUAUUCUCGAUGCCAGUAUGCAAAUGAUGUCACUAGGGUCCUGUAUAUGUUUAAUCAGAUGCCUCUCAAUCUUACAAAUGCUGUUGCGACAGCCCGACAAUUACUGGCUUACACCGUGGAAGCAGCCAACUUCUCUGACAAAAUGGAUGUUAUAUUUGUGGCUGAAAUGAUAGAAAAAUUUGGAAGAUUUACCAAAGAGGAGAAAUCAAAAGAGCUUGGCGACGUGAUGGUUGACAUCGCAAGCAACAUCAUGUUGGCUGAUGAACGUGUCCUGUGGCUGGCACAGAGGGAAGCCAAGGCCUGCAGUCGGAUUGUGCAGUGUCUCCAGCGCGUGGCCACCUACCGCCUGGCAAACGGAGCUCAUGUUUAUUCAACAUCUUCACCCAGCAUUGCCCUGGAAGCAUAUGUCAUCAAGGCUGCUGGCUUCACCGGGAUGACGUGCACCGUGUUCCAGAAAGUGGUGGCCCCUGACCGGACGGGGCUGUCUGACUAUGGGAGGCGGGAUCCAGACGGCAACCUGGAUAAGCAGCUGAGCUUUAAGUGCAACAUUUCCAACACCUUUUCAAGCCUGGCGCUGAAGAAUACUGUUGUUGAAGCUUCUAUCCAGCUCCCUCCAUCCCUUUUCUCACCAAAGCAGAAAAGAGAAGUCAGACCCACGGAUGACUCCCUGUACAAGCUCCAGCUCAUCGCGUUCCGAAAUGGCAAGCUCUUCCCGGCCACCGGCAACUCCACCAAGCUGGCCGAUGAUGGGAAACGGCGAACGGUGGUCAGCCCUGUAAUUCUCACUAAAAUAGAUGGUGUCAACGUCAACACGCAGCACGUUCCCGUUAAUGUGACUCUCCGUCGCAUCGCACAUGGGGCAGAUGCUGUCGCAGCCCAGUGGGACUUCGAUCUGCUGAAUGGACAAGGAGGCUGGAAGUCAGAUGGCUGCCGUAUCCUCUACUCUGACGAAAACAUCACCACCAUCCAGUGCUAUUCCCUCAGUAACUAUGCCGUUCUAAUGGAUUUGACGGGCUCUGAGCUGUACACCCAGGCGGCCUCUCUCUUGCAUCCCGUUGUGUAUACCACUGCUGUCAUCCUCCUCUUGUGCCUCCUGGCCGUCAUCGUCAGCUACAUAUACCAUCACAGUUUGAUUCGCAUCAGUCUAAAGAGCUGGCAUAUGCUCGUGAACUUGUGCUUUCACAUCUUCCUGACCUGUGUGGUGUUUGUGGGAGGCGUAACCCAAACCAGGAACGUCAGCAUCUGCCAGGCCGUUGGAAUAAUUCUUCAUUAUUCCACUCUUGCCACGGUGCUCUGGGUGGGAGUGACAGCUCGAAAUAUCUAUAAACAAGUCACCAAAAAAGCCAAGAGAUGCCAGGAUCCUGACGAACCGCCGCCGCCUCCAAGACCGAUGCUCAGGUUUUACCUGAUUGGUGGUGGCAUUCCCGUCAUCGUCUGUGGCAUAACAGCUGCAGCGAACAUCAAGAACUACGGCAGCCGGCCAAACGCCCCUUACUGCUGGAUGGCCUGGGAACCGUCGCUGGGUGCUUUCUACGGACCUGCCAGCUUCAUCACUUUUGUGAACUGCAUGUACUUCCUGAGCAUAUUUAUUCAGCUGAAGCGACACCCCGAGCGCAGGUACGAACUCAAAGAGCCGGCCGAGGAGCAGCAGAGACUGGCGGCCAAUGAAAACGGCGAGGUCCCCCACCAGGAUUCCAUGUCCCUGUCGCUCAUCUCGACGUCAGCCCUGGAGAACGAGCACACGUUUCAGUCCCAGCUGCUGGGGGCCAGCCUCACCUUGCUGCUGUACGUGGCUCUGUGGCUGUUCGGGGCCUUGGCUGUGUCCCUGUAUUACCCUCUGGACUUGGUGUUCAGCUUCUUCUUCGGCGCCACCUGCUUGAGCUUCAGCGCCUUCAUCAUGGUCCAUCACUGCGUGAGCCGGGAGGACGUGCGCCUGGCCUGGAUCAUGACCUGCUGCCCAGGGAGGAGCUCCUAUUCCGUGCAGGUCAACGCCCAGCCGCCCAGCACCAGCGGGCCCAACGGCGAGCCCCCCAAGUGCACCAACAGCAGUGCAGAGUCCUCCUGCACCAACAAGAGUGCGUCCAGCUUCAAAAACUCCUCCCAGGGCUGCAAACUGACCAAUCUGCAGGCGGCUGCCGCCCAGUGCCAUGCCAGCUCGCUGCCCUUGAACUCAGGCCCUCAGCUGGACAACAGCCUGACCGAGCACUCGAUGGACAACGAUAUCAAGAUGCAUGUGGCGCCCCUCGAAGUCCCCUUUCGAGCCAACGUGCACCCCGGGCGCCACCACAAAAACAGAAGCAAGGGCCACAGGGCCAGCCGACUGACGGUGCUGAGAGAGUAUGCCUACGACGUGCCCACCAGCGUGGAGGGCAGCGUGCAGAACGGCUUGCCCAAGGGCCGGCCGGGCAGCGGCGAAGGCCACUCGAGGAGCCGGAGGGCGUACUUGGCCUUCAGGGAGAGGCAGUAUAACCCACCCCAGCAGGACAGCAGUGAUGCGGGCAGCACGCUUCCCAAGAGCAGCCGGAAUUUCGAAAAGCCCAUGCCAGCCGGUAGUAAAAAAGAUGCAUUGAGGAAGCCCAUCACCGUUGAACUUGAGGGGCAGCAGAAGUCUUACGGCCUCAACUUGGCCGUUCAGAACGGCCCAAUGAAGAGCGGCGGGCAGGAUGGGCCCGUGCCCGGCCCAGACAGCACUGGCAACGUUCGGACGGGCUUAUGGAAACACGAGACUACUGUGUAG
Molecule: messenger RNA, 3810 nt
Organism: Elephantulus edwardii (Cape elephant shrew)
Lineage: Eukaryota; Metazoa; Chordata; Mammalia; Macroscelidea; Macroscelididae
Gene: ADGRA3
Product: G protein-coupled receptor 125
Exons: 19
Coding region: 436-3810 (1124 amino acids)
Biological process (GO): G protein-coupled receptor signaling pathway; cell surface receptor signaling pathway
Cellular component (GO): external side of plasma membrane; plasma membrane
Molecular function (GO): G protein-coupled receptor activity
Source: RefSeq, a predicted model, not a curated record